AUGCUUAACCGACUCAACUUAUUAUCUCGCCACUUCGCCCAUCCUUUUGGUUUCCGUCCUACCACCCCAACGCUCUCACCCCUCCGUCCCGGUCCGCUCGCAAUGACAUCAGCCCAUCCAAACUUCACCAAACCCAUCCACACGGCAGCCUGCCUGAUCAUUGGCGAUGAGGUCCUCGGCGGAAAGACAAUCGACACCAAUUCGCCCUUCCUAGCCAAGUUCUGCUUCGGCCUCGGCAUCCAGCUGAAGCGCGUGGAAGUCAUCCCCGACGAUGAAGAGGAUAUCAUGGAAGCUGUGCGCCGCAUGAGCGCCCGCUACGACUUCGUCGUCACCAGCGGAGGCAUUGGUCCAACCCACGAUGAUAUAACCUACCGAUCGGUCGCGAAAGCCUUCAACCUCAAACUCCAACUGCACGAAGCAGCCUUUGCCCGCAUGAAGAGACUCUCGAAACCUCAUCCCAUGCAACCCAAUUUCGACUGGGAAACCCCAUCCCCCGGCUUAACUGCCAAGCUCCGCAUGGUUGAACUCCCUUACGAUCCCACCGUCCCGGCCGCAGACCAAGCCCUUUUCGUCGCGGAAGAUAUGUGGGUUCCCAUCGCCGUGGUGAACGGAAACGUGCACAUUCUCCCCGGCGUCCCGCGUCUCUUUGAAAGACUCCUCAUGAACCUGCAGCCCAGCAUCAAGCCCAGACUGGCUCAUUUGGAUGGCAAGGCGACCGAGCGGGUGAUGAUCAGUACACCGUUGCCGGAGAGUGCAGUUGCACCUUAUUUGACGGAGCUGGCGGCCAAGGUCGAGCCGAAGGGUGUCAAGGUCGGGAGUUAUCCGAGAUGGGGGAGGAAGAGGAAUACUGUCACCUUGGUUGGGGCGGACAAGGAUUAUCUUGAGUCCCUUGUGCAAGAGGUCGAGGAGAAUGUACAGGGAAAGAGGGUAUCCAAGGAGGAUGAGCUGGAUCCGAAAGAUGAGGGGGAGACUGUUUAUAGUCAGUAG
Messenger RNA from Penicillium maclennaniae, 987 nucleotides. RefSeq names its product flavin adenine dinucleotide pyrophosphatase. NCBI's taxonomy places the organism in Eukaryota, Fungi, Ascomycota, Eurotiomycetes, Eurotiales, Aspergillaceae. The record is from RefSeq and is a predicted model, not a curated record. The transcript is spliced from 3 exons. Bases 1 to 987 code for a protein of 328 amino acids.